Molecule: messenger RNA, 1345 nt
Organism: Theobroma cacao (cacao)
Lineage: Eukaryota; Viridiplantae; Streptophyta; Magnoliopsida; Malvales; Malvaceae
Product: Oligosaccharyltransferase complex/magnesium transporter family protein
Cellular component (GO): oligosaccharyltransferase complex
Source: RefSeq, a predicted model, not a curated record
UCUUCUGCAACGUACCAGAGCCGUCGAAUGUUAAACCAAACCAAACUCUCUUCAGUGCCAAUUCCGUAAACAAACGAAGAAAUGGCGAUCUCUGCCACUCAUCUCUUCUUAGUGUCGUUCAUCACCCUGUCUCUGUUCCUUGUGAUUUCCAAAGCUGAAUCGGAAUCAGAGCUGGUAGCCGAUCUCCUAGCCCUCCAGUCCGAAUCAAAAUCAGGAGUCAUCCACUUAGACGACCGGACCGUCUCCAAAUUCCUGACAUCCCCGAAAACUCCUCGCCCUUUCUCUUUCAUCAUCUUCUUCGACGCCACCCAACUCCACGACAAAUCCGAGCUCCACCUCCGGGAACUCCGGAACGAGUUCGCCCUCGUCGCCUCCUCUUUCAUCACCAACAACAACAGCUCCAAUACCAAGCUCUUCUUCUGCGACAUCGAGUUCCGCGAAUCCCAAUCGUCCUUCCACCUCUUCGGCGUCAACUCCCUCCCCCACAUCCGCCUCGUCGGCCCCACCGCCAAAUCCCUGAAAGAUGACUCGGAGCAAAUGGACCAGGGGGAUUUCUCCCGAAUGGCUGAGUCGAUGGCCGAGUUCAUCGAGUCCAGAACUAAACUUACCGUGGGUCCCAUCCAUCGUCCCCCCAUUCUUUCUAAAAAGCAACUCGCUCUAAUCGCUGCCCUUUUGUUAAUUUGGUCUCCGUUCGUCGCCAAGAAAAUCUUCGCCGGCCAAACCCUCUUGCACGAUCCCAAAAUUUGGCUUUCCGGAGCCGUUUUUGUCUAUUUCUUUAGCGUUUCGGGGGCGAUGCAUAAUAUAAUAAGGAAAAUGCCGAUGUUUUUGGUGGAUAGGAACGAUCCAAACAAAUUGGUUUUCUUUUACCAGGGAUCGGGGAUGCAGCUAGGAGCGGAAGGGUUCGCGGUGGGUUUUCUUUAUACAAUUGUGGGAUUAUUGCUCGCAUUCGUGACUCAUGUGCUUGUUUAUGUCAAGGAUGCGACAGCCAAGCGUGUGGCGAUGCUUGUUGCGAUUUUCGUUUCGUUCUGGGCGGUGAAGAAAGUGAUUUUCUUGGACAAUUGGAAGACUGGAUAUGGGGUUCAUGGAUUCUGGCCUUCCAGUUGGAACUGAAGGCAUUAUUCUUCUUUGUUUUCUCGGCUAGUAUGAGGUGAAUUAUGGUUUUGACAAUUGGAGAAUUUAGUUGAGAACUUGAUAUCAAUUUUCUAUUUUUAAAUGCAUGACUUUGCACGAAAUGUUGGGCUUAUAGAACCAUUAGUUGAUUACAAGUUGACAUCUUUACUUGAAAAAUGCAUUUGCUAUAAGAUUUUCAGAUGUUAAUUAUAGUGCCUCAUAUUUAUGUGUUCAA